AUUCAAAUUGUCCAACUUCGGAGAGGUGUCCGAUUAGUCCAGACCACCUUACUUGAACGAGUCAUGGCCCAUUCUUCUACUCUUUCGUCGCCAACGGUGGUGGCCCUUUUUGCCGCCGCCUUGUUGUUUCUCCUCCAUCCAUUGAAUGCUGAACUAACCGCUGAUUUUUAUGCAAAGACAUGCCCGGACGUGUCCAGCAUCGUCCAGACCGUGAUUCAUGAGGCCCUUCAAUAUGACCCACGCAUCACCGCCAGCCUCCUCCGUCUCCAUUUUCACGAUUGCUUCGUCCAAGGGUGUGAUGGAUCGGUAUUGCUGGACAAUAGCCCAACCAUAAAGAGCGAGAAAGAUGCUGCUCCGAAUUUUAAUUCCGCAAGAGGGUUCGGUGUGGUGGACAAGAUCAAAGCGGCUAUUGAGAGCACUUGUCCUGAGACUGUGUCUUGCGCUGACAUCCUCGCCCUGGCUGCUAACGCUUCCGUUUAUUUGUCAGGAGGUCCAUAUUGGACGGUGCUCUUGGGGAGGAGGGACAGCUUGACGGCGAACCAAGGGCUAGCGAACGUAUCGAUCCCCUCCCCUUUUGAUAGCUAUGCCAACCUCACUUCCAAGUUCUAUGUUUUGGGCUUGGACAUCACCGACCUUGUCACACUUUCCGGAGCUCACACCUUCGGACGUGCACAUUGCAAGUCAUUCACCCCUAGGCUGUACAACUUCACCAAAAAUGGCGGCCCCGAUCCCACCCUAAGCCCGUGGUACUUGACGGCUCUCCAGAAACUUUGCCCUCCAAACUUCAAUCCUAAAGUCAUCACCGACCUCGAUCCGACGACCCCGAACUUGUUUGACAACCACUACUACUCCAACCUCCAGAAAAAUGACGGGCUUUUUGAGACUGAUCAAGAGCUGUACUCGACAGCCGAUGCUGCGACAGUACCCAUCGUCAACAGCUUCAGUGCCGACCAGAGUGCCUUCUUCAAGAGCUUCACUCGGUCGAUAGUAAACAUGGGAAACAUAAGUCCUCUCACCGGAAGUAACGGGGAGAUCAGGUGCAAUUGCAGGAAGGUCAAUAAGAGUUGAAUGUGUUUUCUGGGGGGUUUUGGCCGAGUGCGUGUACGUGAAUAAAUAGCAGCGUGUGUAAUAAAAUUCAGACAUUCUUGGAAAUGUCAAUUCUAUUGGGCAGAGAGCCGGAGGUCUGUAUUUUUACGUCGAGUGUGUUCUGUUAAGUGUUGAUCUGACUGAAGUAUUAUGCAAGAUUGUGCAUCUCUGUUAAGAGAUCACAUAAAAUAAAUGAGAACUUUCUUAUAUUGA
This is a messenger RNA of Eucalyptus grandis, 1299 nucleotides long. RefSeq names its product peroxidase A2. The transcript is spliced from 4 exons. Gene Ontology annotation, molecular function: peroxidase activity; heme binding. The record is from RefSeq and is a predicted model, not a curated record. The coding region runs from base 64 to 1068 and encodes 334 amino acids. Gene Ontology annotation, biological process: response to oxidative stress; hydrogen peroxide catabolic process. NCBI's taxonomy places the organism in Eukaryota, Viridiplantae, Streptophyta, Magnoliopsida, Myrtales, Myrtaceae.